AUGUCGCCUGCUACUGCUACGAAGAAGCCGGUCGUUGCCAAAUCGCCGGCUGCCAAACCUCCUGCGAAGAAGGCGACGACCCCAAAGCCGACUGCUUCAAAGCCGACUCCUGCGAGCCAAUCAGCGUCCAAGCCCCCGGUACCAGCUGCUGUUAAGAGGAAGAAAAAAGAUGACCUUGGUGCUGGACUGCGAAUCUCGAAAGACAAUGUCGAAGCGCAUCCGGCUGGACCACCGCGCUUUGGCGAGUUGACACAGGCAGAACGGGCCUUCACGUUAGCCUCGACGUUCUUGUCCGGCGUUCUGGCUAUAAGCGCAUCCCAGUUUCUAGGCGCACCACUAAAACUGAUUGACCCGCAGUUCUACGAUGGGUACAUGGCCUACACCAAGGAAUGCUUCGCCAUCCUGAUCACAUGUCUCACCCAAUGGUGGGCUCCGACUGUCGUCCGUGUAUCUGGCGACUCCAGCAUGGUCGGUCAACUUAUCAAACGCAAAGACGGAUCAUUACAAUGCAACUUUGCGGAUCGCAUGGUCCUCAUGGCAAACCAUCAACUCUACACUGACUGGCUGUAUAUCUGGUGGAUCGCAUAUACGAACAACAUGCACGGCUUCAUCUACAUCAUUCUAAAGGAGUCGCUGAAGAACAUUCCUAUCAUUGGAUGGGGCGCCCAGUUCUACAACUUCAUCUUUCUAUCUAGAAAAUGGGAGGAAGACCAGCGUACAUUUAAGAAACAUCUCAGCAAGCUGAACAAGAAAGGAGACCCCAUGUGGCUCAUCAUCUUUCCCGAAGGAACAAACCUAUCCAAGACUACGCGCGAAAAGAGCCAGCAAUGGGCGAAGAAGAAUGGUUUGCAGGACAUGAAGCAUCAGCUGCUCCCACGCAGUACUGGUCUCAAGUUCUGCCUUAACGAACUGAGGGAAACAACAGAUUGGCUGUACGACUGCACCAUCGCAUACGAAGGUGUACCAGAAGGUCAAUUCGGUCAGGACAUCUUCACUCUCCGAUCUUCUUUCUUCGAAGGCAGACCUCCGAAGUCAGUCAACAUGCACUGGCGACGGUUCCACCUUGAUGACAUUCCAUAUGAGAACACACACGCUUUUGAGGUCUGGCUAAGGAACCGUUGGAGGGAGAAGGACUACAUGCUAGAAUACUUCAGUCGCCACAACCGCUUUCCCGCAGAAGAUUUCUGGAAGAACCACUUGGAUAUGGACACCAAGAGUGAGAGCAGUAGAGGAAACGGAAACAAGACUAUUCGAACAGUGCCACGACCAGCAGUACAGAUCGAGACGGAAGUCAAGAGCGGCAACUGGAACGAGUUUGUCAAGAUCUUCGCUCCAAUAACUUCGGUCAUGAUGGCCCUAACCGUAGCUUACGGAGCCUCACCCGAAGACCUACCCAUACCAGGCGCCAAAGAAUUCUUCCAAACCCACAUGAAAACGCUCCUCGGCCAAGGAGGCGAAAUUAAAGGCCUCCCAAGCCCCGAGCAACUAGAAAAGAUGAUAGAAGGCGCCGCCCAAAUGGGCGCAGCACAAGCCGCCGGACCCAAAGAAGUACCAGAAGUACAGCGCCUAACACAAGAAAACCUCGCCAAACUAGUCAAAGAAACAGCCAUUGCAAGCGGCGCCGUAAUGCCCAACGGAAUGAGAAGAGCAAGCACAGCACUACCACCACCAAUAACCAAGACGCUACAAACGCCCACUGCUGCAACUCCAGCAGCAAGGCGAGCCCAAAGCGCUGUAAACUUGCCAACAUCAUCAUCAUCGGCAGCAAAGAAACCCACAGCCGCAACGCCCAAAUCAGGCACCGCCGCACAGGCCCGAGCAAAACCCGCGGCAGCAACCAAAAAUUCCACGCCGCAACCCACAGGUCCCAUGAAAGAGAUGAUGACAGCCUCAGGCGUUAUGAUCAAAGUACCUCAAACGGAGGUCGAACAAGCCAAGAAAACAGGUACACUGACCAUGGCGAACGGCGUCAAGAUCAAGGUCGGCAAGGAGGAGAUUGAAAAGGCGCAGGAGAAGAAGGGAACGACGUUUAUGACGGCAGGCGGUGUGCCUAUCAAGGUGACGCCUAGUGGUGCUGUGCAAGUGCCCGAGAAGGUGAGCAAGGGACAAGCGCCGGCUGUGAAGAAGACGGGUGAUUUGGCGAAGAAGAUGGAUACUGUAUCGACGCCGGCGAAGAAGGCGCCUGCUAAGAUAGGGGGUGGAGCGAAUGGGACUGCGAAGAAACCGGCUACUGCUGCUCCGAGGAAGCUUUGA
Messenger RNA from Alternaria rosae, 2253 nucleotides. Its product is annotated as 1-acyl-sn-glycerol-3-phosphate acyltransferase gamma. Gene Ontology annotation, molecular function: acyltransferase activity. The transcript is spliced from 2 exons. The coding region runs from base 1 to 2253 and encodes 750 amino acids. The record is from RefSeq and is a predicted model, not a curated record. Gene Ontology annotation, cellular component: endomembrane system. NCBI's taxonomy places the organism in Eukaryota, Fungi, Ascomycota, Dothideomycetes, Pleosporales, Pleosporaceae.